AUGACUAUUCGCAAGAUCGACAGCGAGGACUCGCGGCUCUUUCAGCCCCUGGUCAUCGCUAAUGGCAAGCUCACCCUCGCGCACCGUAUCGUACAUGCUCCCAUGACGCGCAAUCGGGGAGUUCCGAUGAAUCCCACCAGCACUCCGGAGCAGCCCAACCGCAUCUGGUACCCCGGAGAUCUGAUGGUCCAGUACUACCAGCAGCGCGCGACUCCCGGCGGCCUUAUCAUUUCCGAGGGUGUUCCUCCUUCACUAGAGAGCAAUGGUAUGCCCGGUGUCCCCGGUCUGUGGCUCCCCGAACAGGCCGCAGGAUGGAAGCGGGUCGUCGACGCCGUCCAUGAGAAAGGCGGCUACAUCUACUGUCAACUCUGGCACGCGGGCCGGGCCACUAUCCCCCAGAUGACGGGCUCCCCUGCUGUCUCCGCGUCGGCCACCGUCUGGGACUCGCCCACCGAAUGCUAUUCCCACCCCCCCGUGGGGUCCACCGACCCCGUCCGGUAUGCAGACCAUCCGCCCAUCGAGCUGACCAUCCCGCACUUGAAGCAGACCAUCCGUGACUACUGCCAGGCCGCGCAGACGGCCAUGGAGAUCGGCUUCGAUGGGGUGGAGCUGCACGCUGGCAACGGGUAUCUGCCCGAGCAGUUCCUGAGUUCGAACGUCAACAAGCGCACCGAUGAGUACGGUGGCUCCCUCGAGAAGCGGUGUCAGUUCGUCCUCGAGCUCAUGGAUGAGCUGGCGAAGACAGUGGGCCAGGAGAACCUCUCAAUCCGUCUGUCACCUUUUGGACUGUUCAACCAGGCACGCGGCGAGCAGCGUUUGGAAACCUGGACGUUUCUGUGCCAGUCGUUGAAGGAGGCGCAUCCGAAUCUGUCAUAUGUCAGCUUCAUCGAGCCACGCUAUGAGCAAAUCUUCAGCUACGAGGAGAAGGACACCUUCCUCCGCAGCUGGGGUCUCCUCGACGUCGACCUGAGCAGCUUCCGCAAGAUCUUCGGCUCGACCCCCUUCUUCUCGGCCGGCGGCUGGCACCAGAGCAACUCCUGGGGUGUGCUGGAGGAGGGCCGCUACGAUGCGCUGCUGUUUGGUCGCUACUUCACCAGCAACCCGGACCUUGUUGAGCGCUUGAAGAAGCAGAUCCCCUUCACGCCGUAUGAGCGUUCGCGGUUCUACGGGCCGUUCGAGGAUAAUGCCAAGUGCUAUGUGGACUAUCCACCAGCCAGUCUGCUAAAUGAUGAGCAUGCAAAGAUGUAA
Messenger RNA from Aspergillus clavatus NRRL 1, 1248 nucleotides. Its product is annotated as alkene reductase. The record is from RefSeq and is a predicted model, not a curated record. The transcript is spliced from 3 exons. The coding region runs from base 1 to 1248 and encodes 415 amino acids. NCBI's taxonomy places the organism in Eukaryota, Fungi, Ascomycota, Eurotiomycetes, Eurotiales, Aspergillaceae. Gene Ontology annotation, molecular function: FMN binding; oxidoreductase activity.